AUGAAUACCUCAGAAUACAACAGUAAGAUCCAAAAUCUACUAGAUGAUCAAAACUACAAUAUCGUUGAAAAGGAUCCCACUACUGCACUCCAGAAAGAAAUACACACACUCUCAAAAGGUCUUAAAAAAUUAAAAAGACUGAGCGAAUCCGAGUUCCGUCACAUUUCCCAUUCCAAUUGCAAAAUUCCACGUUUUUACGGAUUACCAAAAGUCCAUAAGGCCAAUAUCCCUCUCCGCCCAAUUGUGGACUUCCGAAAUUCUCCUUCCUAUAACCUAGCUCACCAUUUGAAUAAGAUUUUAAAAUGCAUGACGAUCAAAUUUCCAACUAAUCUCAAAAACUCAUACGAAUUUGCACACAAAAUCAAGGAUUUCAUUGUCCCAGCAAAUUAUGAAUUCGUCUCAUUUGAUGUCGUCUCAUUAUUCACAAAGGUACCGAUACAACAAACGUUAGCAUACAUCAAGAAACGCCUUGAAAAAUCUACUGAGUGGAAAACAACAACGAGUUUAACUUCAGAUGAAAUUAUGAAAUUACUCAAAAUCACUGUAAAAUCCAACUACUUCACAUGGAAAGGUGAAAUUUACAAACAAACUGACGGCUCACCAAUGGGCAGUCCAAUUUCACCAAUCAUCGCAGAAUUUUGCCUACAAGAGCUAGAAGAAAAAGUUGUCUUAGAUCAUCCAGACAUUGCCUUUUUCAAACGUUUCGUUGAUGACGGUUUCGCCUGCAUAAGAAUUGGAUCCAAAGAACAAAUUCUCCAAGCCCUGAACAACUUCCAUCCUUGUAUUCAGUUCACAUGCGAAUCAGAAGUAAAUAUGAAAAUUCCAUUCCUAGAUGUUCUAGUUACGCGAGAUAACAUGGGAAUAGUUCAUCGACAAGUUUAUAGGAAACCCACCCACACAGGAAGAUAUCUCAACUAUCAUUCAUACCAUCAUCCUUCACAAAAAAUCGCAGUUAUUGAUGCCCUAGCAUACCGAGCAUUAUCAAUUUGUGAUGACGAGUUUCUAGAGGACGAGUUAAAAUUUAUAACGGAUUCUUUAACAAAAAACGGUUAUCCCAGAAGCUUGAUUAACAUGCGACUUUCUAGAAUGAAGGACAAAUUCACUAACCAGUUGCAAUCCCAAAAUCAAGACCCAGAAGAUCAGUCACCGAGAAUAAUUCUACCAUACAUGGGGCCAGUCACUCACCGAAUUACAGCAUUUCUACAAAAGAAAUUGAAAUGUAAAUUUGGAUAUUUGACCGGAAAGAAAAUGAAGCAAAUUCUUUGCUCUUACAAAGAAAAUCCACCACCGGAUAAAAUAGGAAUUUAUCGAAUUCGAUGCUCAUGCCCAUCAGAUUAUAUUGGCGAAACAGGUAGACCACUGCAUUUAAGAACCAGAGAACAUUUGAAUGACAUCAGAAAGAAAAACAUAAAAUCGGCCCUGGCUCUUCACAUGCUAGAAAAACCCAACCACCAAAUAAAUCAAGACUCAGCCGACUUUCUCAAAUUUCUGUCCGCUUCUUUGCAGCAGCAGCAGCAGAAUUCACAGGAUUCCGUACCUGCAUUAUACCAGGACGAACCGGUUUAUAAACAUCCGCAAUUUUGGAGAGAUGUAACUCCGUUUGGAAAAAUCCAAAUUCGUCAAUUUUGGGACCCAUUGGACUUUGCAUAUUACGCAAUUAUUCGCAAGAUUAAUCGCAACGAAAAGAUAGGAAAUUUACCAGACUCGUUGAUUCGCAUACCCGUGAAAGAUAUCGCAGAUGUCGUAUCGAGAAUGCGAGAAUUAUUCACAGAGAUUGACUCUACAAACGUGCGGGAUGAAAUUCCAUCUUUGAAGGGCAACCCUUAUGCUGCUAUCGAAGAUAGAAACGAUGAUAACUUUUGA
Folsomia candida is the source of this 1863-nucleotide messenger RNA. RefSeq lists its product as uncharacterized. The coding region runs from base 1 to 1863 and encodes 620 amino acids. NCBI's taxonomy places the organism in Eukaryota, Metazoa, Arthropoda, Collembola, Entomobryomorpha, Isotomidae. The record is from RefSeq and is a predicted model, not a curated record. The transcript has 2 exons.